CGUAUUGAUGCAAAUAUGCAUCAUGGUGUUAAUUCUUAUACACUUUUUCAUUUGAAGAGGUAUAAAAUAUAUAAACAUAAAACUAAGUAUAAGGAAAUCAUUGAAUAUCUGAAUAAUUGUUAUGAGAAAACAUGUCUAAGAUCUAAACUUGUGACAAAGUUUAAAAUGAGGGAAGAAAAUAUCAAAAUAUUAAAAAAACUUGGCCAAGAUGUUAUAUCCUUUCAGUACUCACAAAAAAAACUUAAUCGUAGACCAUUCAUCAUGGUCCAUUUAUUGAAUUAUGAAAAGGCCCUUUCAGAACUGCCCAAGUUUAUAAACAUCAAUCCUCAUCCUCCCCCCAGAUCAAACAAACUUCUUUUGAAAUUAAAUUCUACAUAUGACCAAGAUUUUGAUGAAAUUUCUGAAAAAGAUAAUUCUGCUGGGACUAGUUCUCAUGACGAUAGUGUAAUAUCUGAAAAUAGCAAAAUCAACAAAGUCUUUUUUAAAAGACAAAAAAGUUUAGAAAACAUGGAAAAUAUAAAUUGCAUGCGACAUUAUUUGCACAUCAAAACUCCAAUGAUGGCACAAGCAUACAGUUACAUAGUGCAGACAAGCUUAAUCAAUGGGGGCUUAGGGGUUAAAGAAAUAGAUUUACGGCAAGAUCUAGGCUUGGAUGCCUUGGAAUCGCGACAUUUCGUCAAAAUAUUGGGAAGACUUUCUAUUAUCAAGGGUAUCACGACUAGCGAAGGCAGACAAAUGGUUAAACGAUAUGUGCCCUCGAAUAUGUCAAUCGAUGCAAAAAAUAAUCCAUUACCCGAAUUUAACAAAGCGGAAACAGAUUUCAUAAAUUUUUUCAAAUCUACGAAUAACGAGGAAGGAUUACGACUCUUUAAGCAGGAUAAAGAAAAAAUGAUUUAUACCGCACUUUCGCUCAACCGCCUCCUAGAAUUAUCUCAAUAUAUCCACACUCACCGAGUUAUUGGUUCGCAAUAUUGUCUGGCAUCACAUUUGCGAGACAAGGAAAGUCAAAACAAUAUAGCUUUUAAGAUGUGCCUUAAAACGCUCUACAAGUUGGUGUCUAAAUUGGCCGAAUUCAAAAUUGUCAAAUUGAUAAAACUCGCCUUAUCAUCCAACAAUGAUCUGCAAACCACCAUAGUAUGUGACGCAAGUGUACCACUAGAUGACCCCUUGAUCGUUCGGUACACGAGCGAGAUCAAGUUGUUAUUUUUGAGCCAAGCCACUGAUAAGAGACUUAAAGAUGGCGGAGAACAGAACCUUAUACACGAAAAUAUCGAAAUUAACGCAUCUAUCCAACAUUUCAAUGAGAAGAUUUUAACAUACGACAAAAAUGCAAGAAUUUUGCGAGGCGUUAACGAGAUUAUAUUGAAUCCGACCUCUAAAAUCCAGGUGGAACCUACAAAUCUAUACUACGGGAGGGAACCUAGAAUGAUACGUUGCGGUUUUCUUCAUCAAUAUUUGCUAUACCUAAAUCAAAUCGAACUUUUACAAGAUCACAUAUCGCCAUUACAACCCGUCAAAGAGCCUAAAAUAUAUUAUUCUGGUGACAAUAAUUUAUACCCGUGGAGAAAGUACAUUCCUUUCAAGGCCUAUAAACCCAAAUCUAGAAUCGCCGAAAUGGAGAAAAUGGACAUUCAAACUGUUGUCGAUUACAUGCCCCUGUCAUUGUUCAUCGCCACAGUUUUCAUAUCGUGGAAAGUGGACGGCUUAGAAAACUAUUUUUGUGAUAAAGAUAAAAAACAUUAUCUUGUGUCUCAUCUUCCUACCAAAAUUCAGGAACAGUUAUUUGUGAGGCGCAAAUACCUUCGGAAUGUAGUGGACUGUAUUUUAUGUUUGGUGACUAUAGGCUUGGUAGAAUUGGAUAAAAGUGGCCGGAUAUACAGUAAAUUCCUCGUGCAACCCUAUCCAUGCGCUACACUGAUUGACACUCGGAUGUCCCUUCCCGGCCAUUUUACCAUUAAAGAACCAUUUAAAUCUUCAAAAAAAGUAUGUUCCAGCAAAGGGGACAACGAAACGGGUACAACUUUUUUCCCCCACAAGCAUUACGAUUUCUUUCGAGACUUCGAGGACCCUCACCGAUAUUGGGAAGAUGUGAAAUUCAUUACCAGUCAUACGUCUUUAAGGCAAAUGAGGAGUUCAUUGGAAAUUAUGGCACCCGGGAACAAGUUUACAACUGACAAUGUAACAGAAUCGAAAGACGUUGGAACAGCUUAUGUUAUAAAUGUUUUUCUGUCUCAGCUAAUGAAACUUUACUCCGAUAAUACCUUUCUAUUUGGAUCGCCUCGCGAGUUCGAUUGCAAAAAGUCGACUAACAGCUCAGAAUGUUAUUUGCCGCCGGGAGACAAUUUAGGAACUUGCGGCUUUGAUUCAAAACUAAGAAUCCACGGUUCCAACAAUUGGGAACUCACCAUAGAAGACGUUAAAUGCAGGAACAAUUAUAUUGAACAAUACAAAAUGAAUAUUGAUGACGUUGCCGUCAAACGCAAGAAAGAGAAAUCGAAUGUUUCAAGAAUAAAAUUUCGAAAGCUCGAAAAAGAGAAAAAAAAAAGUGUCAAUGGCAAGUCUAUAUCGUUUUUACCGUUGCAUCAACAAUAUGUUCGUUCACUUCAAAUAAGUAGGAAACCAAGGAUAGAAAAAAUGGACAAAGUUGCCAAGAAUUUAAAAAAAAUGUGUAAUCUAGUUGCCCUAUUUGGAAUCGUUAUCGAAAAAAUUAUCUUCCUUUAUACUCGCAAAGCCCGAAAAACUCGUACCUUAGCAAAAUCGGACUUAAUAUACCAUUAUCUCUGCAAACUGAUAGAAUCUUUAGGGUAUUACAUACCUCCCGUAUGUCAGAAACAAGCUUACAAAAAGCCUGGGAGUAAUUCCGACUUCGUCAUUAUGCUCGCUAGCAGAGCGUCGACAUUCCGCUUUAUACAUCAUUACAGGAAAUUAUUAAUCGGGGAACAAAAAAACGAGGAUCAUUUGACCAAUUUUUGCGUCUCCUAUUUGGUUACCACGAAAAAUUUGACCCAACUUUUUGUCAAAUACAAUUCUAGCUCGGAUCAGUUAUUUUACUAUCUGAUGAACGAUUUGGUCGAUUAUUUUUUGAUACCCGUUGAAAUUUUUGAUUCCGACGUUCCUAUUCGAUUGAAAUUGUCGCCCAAAAACCGUCACAAUGCGAUAACUUCUAAAAGUUAUUCCUACGAAGCGUUCAUCAAAUCUUUAUCAUUCUGGGACGAGUUUCAAAACGUGGCGAAGAGGCAUGCCGAUAAGCCGCUUUCACUAAACAAUAGUUAUCAACCUCCCUCGGCCAUCCUUUGUUUUGAUAUAUUGUGCAGCCAUGUAAUUGGCAGAGCGUUCGAUCAAAAGCUUCCUUACAAAUACACUUUUAAUCCCUUGUGGAUGGUAAGACCUAUCGAAAUGACGAAAAUGAGAGUCACGUGGAACGCUGUGUCGGCCAUUAUGUGCGAGCGAAGCUUAGUUUAUUUCAAAUCUAUCAAAAGAAUUAAACCAGAAUUCCUUUUAAACACAUCACGGUUUUAUAAAAUUAUCAAAGAAUACGCUAAGCCAGACGUUUUAAAAAUUCUUAUCGAUACAUACAUACGUUUUAAAUUCUCUCCCGGGAAAGCGUUGUUACAAAUUACUCAGAAUUUUGACGUCUUUCCCCUCCGCGAUGACGAAUCUGAUGGCGAUAUUCAUAUCCUAACAACUUUGAAAUCAUCUUCAGAAUCUGAAAAUCCAUGCUCGUCGAAUAUUCUUCUUGAUAUAGGAGCAGACAAAAAUGUUAUAAAAAAAUCGGAGAUACCCAUAAAACAGCUGAUUAUCGACAUGAAACAUGGGACUAUACAAGGUGCCACUACUGAACCUUUAUAUAACGUCUACGAUAUUUCGAGUAUUAUAAUAUCCGGAGAAUCGAAUUUUAAACGUAUUUUGAAUUUUCAAAAAAUUUCGCUUGAAAAUUUCCAUGUCCAAUUCGACAAUGACGAUGACAAAAAAAAUACUUUUCAAAAUGAUAGUGGCAAAAUAUCGAAUUCUCUCUCUAAAAGUGUCGACAAAUAUAAAGAUAUCGAUUCUAUACCCAAACUCGUUGCCAAACUUAAAUAUGUUCCUAGGUUUUCGAGAUGUCAAUUAGCACCUGUUCUCUCGCGUUUUUUGGGCCAAGACGAUUCUCUAUCAAACAUAAAUGUGAUUUUAGACCCAGAUAGUAAACGUAUCGGCGUUGCCCAGCACAAAUCUACCCACUUAGGCUCUCGUAAAAACGAUCCCUAUUGCUAUUAUUCUGCCAGAGUAAAAAGACUUUUGAUGUUGGAAGGAGCGGAUGAGAGAAUUGAGCAAAAUGAUCUAAAAUAUACGUUCACUCAUCUCAUUCAAGAAGCAUUUUUCGUCCCUUUUAAACUGAAGAUUCGCAUGAAAAAUGAAUGUGUCAAGGAACGUUAUAAACACAGAUGGGACUUUACCUUGGCGGAGAAGAUCGAUAUGUUGAUUCCACUAUUAGGGUUCGUGAAAUAUGAGAAUUAUGUUUUAGCUUUGCAUCCAGACUUCGACGUUACGCAAGUAAUUAAAAAUGAUGAUCCGACUAUCGAUCCAUUAACUUACGCCGAUAUAUUGAAAAGUAUCUAUCUAGAUAUCGACACGAGUGGCCAGAAAGGAGUGUCUGAAAAAGAAUUGCUAGGAAAAUAUGGAAGCGACCAUCUUAUAUCUAACACAAAAAGAAAGGUUCCUGAAAUACUUCAUAAAUUAAUUCAUUCCGGAUUCGUAUUCAUGGUUGGAAUAAUGGAAGUGACAUACGUUACCUUAAAACACAUAUCCCAUUGGAGUAUCGACAUAACGCAAAAUAACUCCGAAAAUUUUCUAGUUAAGAAUUUAGAAAAUUAUAUCGAUUGCUCUAUACUCUUCAGCGCUAUAUUUACCUCAUCUCUCACUCAAAACCGGUCAAAUGAGGUUUCAUCCAUAACUAUCCCCAAAAUUUGCAAAUUUGUGAGUCAACCCUGGCUCGACACUGAAACACUUCUACCGCCUUUAGUUAUCACCGAAGAUCCGGACACCAAGCUUUAUGACACACCUUGUUUUUCUUCGGAUCCUGUUAAUCGGAUUAAAUGCCACGAUUUCACCUCCAUUAUUUCCAACUUCGUUUUUUGGUACGAUUUGGUCUACCGAGCCGGCUGCCUCCCGAUGCGAGAGCUAUUGAUCCAAUCUUCGGUCACUCUGACCCCUUCCAAAUUGCGUUAUUUGUUAUCGUUUCUGGUUCAAGCCCGCUUUUUAGCCAUACGACCCGCUCCGAUCAUUCAUAGUUUUCCACUUAACCCGAAAAUUAAUCCCCUGUGUAGCAAUAAGCGACCCAUAUUUCGCCUAACUGAUUCUGAGGGAGAACUCGAAUUUGAAAGGAAUGUGGCAGAGAUGUUUGAAAAUCGAGCGAAUAGAUGGGAAGCUCAAAUAAGGGAUCCACUCUACGGGUUGAAAGACAAUGAUUCGUUUUACGUUUGUGAUGUGACAGUCUCACCCAUCGAUGCCUUAAAGUUUUUCUUCCGAGGGCUUGUCAUGAAAAUCGAUUUUGGGUGAAUGGAAAAAUUAUAAUUUGAAGGAUCGCAAUAAACUUUACUCAACUCAGGAAAAAUGCACCGUUUUCAAAUUGGGAUGUUAUAAAUUUUGCAUUCUAUAAUUAUUUAUGAGUGGAUCGAACUGAAUAAUGAUUAUAUUUUUUAUUUGCUUUUAAAAUUUAAUAUUUAAAUAUAAUGUAAAUAAUUAAAUAAAUUAUAUCAGAUCUAUAUAUUAUUUGAGUCGUAGGGGAGAUCGGGGCAUUACGCCAGGUGUGGUAAAAAGGGAAACGUCUUUAACGUUAUAAAGAUAUAUUUCUAUGCAUACUAUCUAAAUUUACCAUAUAUUCAUUUACUAGCGGGAACUUCUCAUUUAAAGAUUAUUAAUCACAAACGACUUUUUCGUACUUUUUUAUUUA
Messenger RNA from Gordionus sp. m RMFG-2023, 5929 nucleotides. RefSeq lists its product as uncharacterized. The record is from RefSeq and is a predicted model, not a curated record. The coding region runs from base 16 to 5535 and encodes 1839 amino acids. NCBI's taxonomy places the organism in Eukaryota, Metazoa, Nematomorpha, Gordioida, Chordodea, Parachordodidae. Gene Ontology annotation, biological process: transcription initiation at RNA polymerase III promoter; 5S class rRNA transcription by RNA polymerase III. The transcript is spliced from 31 exons. Gene Ontology annotation, cellular component: transcription factor TFIIIC complex. Gene Ontology annotation, molecular function: DNA binding.